AUGGUUGUUGACGAUGCCUCGCCACAGGGGUCAUCAUACCCUGGCAGUAAUGACCCCGUCAACCCCACAUCCCAAAGCUCCGUGAGCCAAAACCCCGCAAUGGCGAGUAACUUCCACCUGGUUGUCAAGCCAGAGUUGGUCGUACGGCCCGAUGCUUUCACAAAACUGUUUGGCUUCUACGGAAACUAUAACUGGGAGCGCCAUGUGGCAUAUGCGCUGAUGGAGCGCGUGGAAAAUACCUGGGUCAUGGCCGGCCGGUCCCCGACGCAAGAUGAAUUCGACGCCUUUACCACCCAGGCAACGCGUGCCCUAUACUACCGAAAAAUGGGAUUGCCAAUUUCCUCUUUCCUCGGUACCGCAUACCUUUACAACGCGACACGGAAGACUGCAAAAUUGCCAACGACUGCCGGCCCACAGGAAGUCUUCAAGUUCCUCCGUAACUACGCCGUUACCGACAAAGCAGGCUUCCGGGGUUGGAUAUCUUCGAGUGCGUUCAAACUACUUUUCAUCAGUAUGACCGGCUCGAUUGCUACCUCUUUCUGGGCGCUGUGGACGGAGGCCCAGGUGGCACUUCAGGAUCCCCGGCUGAAGGAGUUCGUGGAGGACAUGAGACGGCAGAAGCCUGAAGACGUACGAAAGCGUAAGAUGCAAGCUGCGUCUGAACGCGUGCGCCGCGUUCGCGACGGUGAGAGGGACAUGCGUGGCCAGGUCGUUGCGGAGAUCGAACACCCCGGCUCUCAUGCCCAGGACGGAGACCAGGACCCUUACGCGUCCAGCAAUGCGAUAUCCGCAACUGCAUCCUCCGAUAACGACACUUCAUACGGCACCGCCCAAACCUAUGAACAGAGCGAAUCCGCCAGUGCCCAGCGCCCUGGGCCGGAGGCUCCACGCAGGCCGUGGGGCUACAGCGCCCAGAGUGCACCCCAGCAGCCCUCUAACGAGUCCUCUUCUGGCACAGACUUCUUCUUUGGUGGCAGCAACGAUGACGACGCCAGCCCUACGGCCCCGGAGUACCGGAACACGAACCCUGAUGGCUCGCCCAUUGGGAAUGCCUGGGAGCGCCUUCGAAGGCAGAAUGGGAUUCAAAGCUCCCCGCCGGCCCAGCCGCAAUGGGGCCAAUCUCAGGGCUACGCAGAGUCACCGACUUAUACUCCUUCCGGUGAUCGAGAUCGAUACGACCAUGGGAGGAGAAGCGAGAAGGAGCAAGCGCAGGCCGACUUUGAUCGGAUGAUGGAGGCCGAGCGUAACGCGGCGGCCGAAGCAUCGCCCCCAAGACGGGGCUGGUAA
Penicillium macrosclerotiorum is the source of this 1287-nucleotide messenger RNA. RefSeq names its product putative endo-1,3(4)-beta-glucanase. The coding region runs from base 1 to 1287 and encodes 428 amino acids. The record is from RefSeq and is a predicted model, not a curated record. Lineage: Eukaryota; Fungi; Ascomycota; Eurotiomycetes; Eurotiales; Aspergillaceae. The transcript has a single exon.